CCAUAGUCUUGGAUACCUUUCUAUCUAUCUCUUGUAAUCUUAAUAUCUCCAAUUUCUUUAAACCUUUUGACAUACAAAAAAAAAAAUGUCACUUCCUGAGACACAACAUGACACAAAAACUCUCCCAGAUGCCUGGGAUUACAAAGGUCGACCAGCUCUUCGUUCCUCCUCCGGCGGUUGGUCUAGCGCCGCCAUGAUAUUAGGGAUUGAGGCAGUGGAGAGGCUAACAACACUAGGUAUAGCGGUAAACCUUGUGACAUAUUUGACUGGAACAAUGCAUUUAGGAAAUGCGAACUCAGCCAACAACGUUACAAAUUUUCUUGGGACUUCAUUUAUGUUAACUUUACUUGGUGGAUUUGUAGCCGACACUUUUCUUGGACGGUACCUUACAAUUGGUAUCUUUACUACUAUUCAAGCUAUGGGUGUUACUAUCUUAACCAUCUCGACUAUAAUCCCAAGCCUCCGACCACCAAAGUGUGAGCAGGGUAGUUCAGCAUGCAUCCCCGCAAGUGGCAAGCAACUCAUGGUCCUAUACAUCGCCCUAUACAUGACCGCACUCGGGACCGGGGGGUUAAAAUCCAGCGUGUCCGGGUUCGGGUCGGAUCAAUUUGAUGAAACGGACAAAAAAGAAAGAGGGCAAAUGAUAAAAUUCUUCAAUUGGUUCUUUUUCUUUAUCAACGUGGGAUCACUAGGUGCAGUGACAAUAUUAGUGUAUAUUCAAGAUAAUUUGGGAAGAGAAUGGGGUUAUGGAAUUUGUGCAUGUGCUAUCGUUAUCGGUUUGGUGAUUUUUCUAUCGGGAACUAGAAAAUAUCGGUUUAAGAAACUUGUGGGGAGUCCAUUGACACAAAUUGCUUCGGUUUUUGUGGCUGCUUUGAGGAAAAAACAUUUGGAAUUGCCUUCUGAUCCUUCACUUCUUUUCAAUAUUGAUGAUAUUCCUGGUGAUGGAAAUAAAAAAGCUAAACAAAGGUUGCCACACAGCAAAGAGUACCGUUUCUUGGACAAGGCUGCUAUUAAGGUAAAUGACCUUGAAUCUGCUGGAUUUACCGUGGUAAAUAAAUGGAAUUUAUCUACUUUAACUGAUGUUGAAGAGGUAAAAUUAGUAGUUCGAAUGUUACCAACAUGGGCUACGACAAUUAUGUUUUGGACUGUCUAUGCCCAAAUGACAACAUUUUCCGUGUCACAAGCUACAACAAUGGAUCGUCACAUCGGAAAAUUUGAAAUCCCUCCGGCGUCGUUAACGCUCUUUUUCGUUGGAAGCAUCCUCGUAACAUGUGUAUUCUACGACCGUGUAGUUGUACCAAUUGCUAAACGUGUCCUCAACAACCCUCAAGGGCUAAGCCCACUGCAACGUAUUGCAGUAGGCUUAGUCCUAUCGAUUAUAGCCAUGAUUGCGGCCGCUCUAACCGAGGUGAAAAGAUUGAACGUGGCACAUUUGCAUGGAUUGACUAAUGAUGCAAAUGCUAUGAUACCUUUGAGUGUUUUUUGGUUAGUGCCACAAUUUUUGCUAGUAGGGGCAGGUGAAGCAUUUACAUAUAUUGGACAACUUGAUUUCUUCUUAAGGGAAUGUCCAAAAGGGAUGAAAACAAUGAGUACAGGGUUGUUUUUGAGUACACUUUCACUUGGAUUUUUCUUUAGUUCAAUUUUGGUGACUAUUGUGCACAAAGUAACGGGGAAAAAACCAUGGUUAGCUGAUAAUUUGAACCAAGGAAAGUUAUAUGAUUUCUAUUGGCUAUUAGCAAUAUUGAGUGUGUUGAAUUUGAUGGUUUUCUUGUUUUUCUCGAGACGAUAUGUGUACAAGGAGAAGAGGCUAGCUGAGGUUGGGAUUGAAAUGGAGGACUCAGAACCAGCUUGUCACUAAGAUCUUCAUAAAAGUAAAUUAGUUUUUUUUUUUUUUUAUAACUUUUAACUUUAAUGGAAGGGUUACGUGUGUAUGGUAACCUAGUUAUAAUAUAUGUACAAAGAAUGGAAAAGAGAAAAGUUAAUGAAAAGUUGUAGCUCAUUCCAAUCUU
Messenger RNA from Solanum verrucosum, 2009 nucleotides. Its product is annotated as protein NRT1/ PTR FAMILY 6.3-like. Gene Ontology annotation, molecular function: nitrate transmembrane transporter activity. Gene Ontology annotation, cellular component: membrane. NCBI's taxonomy places the organism in Eukaryota, Viridiplantae, Streptophyta, Magnoliopsida, Solanales, Solanaceae. Bases 86 to 1858 code for a protein of 590 amino acids. The transcript is spliced from 5 exons. Gene Ontology annotation, biological process: transmembrane transport; oligopeptide transport; response to nitrate. The record is from RefSeq and is a predicted model, not a curated record.